AUGUCUACUCGAAGCGGCAGUGUGAGUUCCGGGGGGUCUGGCAAGACUUCGGACAAGCCUAAGGCCUCUAUCCAGCAGCUCAUCGACUCGCUCACCACGCACCGCAUCAACACGCUGACGGAACUCUGCCGCAUUGAGCGCAUCGCGGCCACGUGCGACUCGGAGGCGGAGGCACGGGCCUUCCAGCAGCCCAUGACGGAGGCGUGGACCUACUACGUGUCGAGCAACCAGUUUCUGACGGAGCUCCGCGGCCUGACCCGGAGCUACCCCAUAAGCGCGGAAAUUGUAGCCGAGGCAUACCGCCGAGUGCGGUCGGACCCGGACAGCAACCGCAGCUGGAACCUGGCCUGGCUGUGCCUGACGCGGAUGCGAGAUGACGGCCUGGUACGCAUCUUUUCGGACGCGGAGGCGCGCAAGCCGGAGAUGUGGGGGGGCAAGGGGCCGAGCGAGAAGAUGGUGCAGCAGCUGGCGACGUGCUUCGAGGACGAGUGGCGAGCGGCCAUUGAGACGAUGCUGCGGCACUGGACGACGCCGCCGACCUGGUACUGA
Trichoderma reesei QM6a is the source of this 549-nucleotide messenger RNA. RefSeq lists its product as uncharacterized. Bases 1 to 549 code for a protein of 182 amino acids. The record is from RefSeq and is a predicted model, not a curated record. Lineage: Eukaryota; Fungi; Ascomycota; Sordariomycetes; Hypocreales; Hypocreaceae. The transcript has 2 exons.